Lactuca sativa (garden lettuce) is the source of this 1211-nucleotide messenger RNA. NCBI's taxonomy places the organism in Eukaryota, Viridiplantae, Streptophyta, Magnoliopsida, Asterales, Asteraceae. The record is from RefSeq and is a predicted model, not a curated record.
AUUGAAGUUUUCUCUAAACGUGUUUUGCUUAGAACCCUUGUUCAUUACUUUCUUUUCGAGAUCCUUUGAUGAAUUUUGGUUUGGAUGCUAUGAACAUCCAUCCAGAUUACGCUAGUGAUCAGCCAAACAUGUCUGGAAACAGCAGAUCCAUCUUCGGAGGAGGUUCAGCAGAUAAGUCACAAAGCGGAAAUCCCCAGCAAAUGAUGACUGUGAGCAGCUUGACUCCAAACAGUGGCACAUCCACACUGCAGACAUCAGGUCAUAUCCUGUCUCCAGUACCAAAGUUUGUCUCUAAUCCAGCUCCACAAACUUCUCAGUCACGUACAACAAUGGAUUUGCUCCAAUUUACAAACCAAAAUCAACGGUUGAAACAACAUGUCUUUGAACACAAGGCUGUCCAACGCCCACCAACACAUCCCUCAAUAGCUCAAUCAACCAUCAUGUUUGGUCACCAAAAUAACAAACAGCAGAUGCCAUUCGAUCAUCUUCGUCCAUGUCCAUGGCCAGUGUCAACUAUCCAGACAAGCCAUCUACAAAACCAGCAGACCCUGAGGCAACAAAUUAGUAAUACAGGUCAAUUGCAGCAGCGACAACACCAGGUGGUUCAACCUUCCAAGAACUUUCAGCAGAACCUUAAUCAAAUACUGUUGCAAUUUCAGCAAAGGACGCCACAAGAACAUGGGCAACGAAAUAUUUCUGCUGCAUUGUCAGCUCCGGUCAAAUUUUCACAUCCAAAUGAAUUUUCUUCAAAUGAAACAUGGCGAGAGUAUGCUUUCCGACAGGUUUUAUUGAUGAAAGAGAACUAUUUAAAUGAACUACUAAAAAUGCGUAAGAACGCAAUGCAUUUAUACUCUCAGGAAAGAAACAUGGAAAUAGCAAAGAAGUAUGAAAACGCAAAAGAAUUUCUGGAAAAGAUGAUCGCGUUCUUGAAUAUCCCGAGGGUUGAUAUGAUUCCAAAGAAUAAUGAGAGAGUUUACAACUACAUGAAUUUCAUUGUCAACUAUUUGACCUCUUUUAGGAACAAGAACGGUGGUUUUUCACAGAACUUCAACCAAAUCAUCAAUCAGCAACCGGUUUAUCAACCACCUGAUAACCAAUCUAAAUAUAUCUAAGAGUCGAUGUUAUGGUAUUUUGCUCUAUCAAACAUUUUAUUUACCAAGUAUGAGUACCAUGCUAUAUCGUUGAAAAUAUUGUGUUUAUUUUAAAUCUAA